AUUUAUUAUUUUGUUUAUACUUUAUAAUCUAGAUUUAAAAGGCGACGAAAGAAUAAUAAUAAUCAUAGAAAUUUAAAAAGCAUAGUUAAUUUAUAAUAAAAUUGUGGAAAAGUGAGAACACCUUCAACUUGAACUAAUGUCUAAGCAAGCAACAAAAUCAUCGCCUGGAGAAUGGAGUCGGAUGUGGGCAAGUGCGUCGUUCGUCGGAGUUCUCAUUGUGAUUGGACUGCCGCUGUGGUGGAAGACUACUGAAGUGUUCAGAGUGGCACUACCGUACGACAGGAUUAAUGCUUUCGAUACCGAAGCCCACUACGUCACUACCAGGCUGACUAUCCUGGCUUGCGAUGAAAAGACUGCGGCAGACGUGGCGGAUGAAAUACAGAAAGCCUUUGACAGUUCAGACGUGAUAAGGCUGAAAAUCGAUAAGUACAUCUUGCAUGCGGAACUGCAGAAUGUCUUGAACACGGUGGCAGACGAGGAAGAGGCGACGGAGAAGGUCGGCGAGAUAAUCAAUCUAGACGAGCCCAAUACCUUCUAUGUGGUGCAGAGGAAACCUUUGAACCAUCACGUUUGGGUUGGACCUGAGAGACUUGCAUUCUUCAGGGAUUCUGGAGCAACAUCAAAACUAAUCGAUUGCCUGACCAAAUGGAUCUACCAACCGUCCGUGCUGCUUGGUGCUCGCUCGGAGUUGGCUGAUGAAGCGCGCCAGGUACGCUUCCCGAGCGGCAGCGGCUACCACAUCGUGCUGUCAGUGGUGCACCCCAAGCCACAUAAGCUUCAAGUGGAUUUCGAUGCUGCUGAGGCCGUGGAAGACUACGUGGGCACGUUUGUCGAUAAACUGAGUGAACUCCACAACUUCACGUUGAAGUCGCAAUGGCUGUAUCUGUUGGACUUUGAAUUUCAAGCGAGAAAGGCUAUGGACAGUUCAGAAGUGGGAUACCACUACGCGGUGCGUCAGGAGCGACUGCACUCGCUGCUGACGAAGCUGGAGGAGCGCGCGGCCACCCACGUGUCGGAGCAGCCAACCAUGAACCUCGCGCUGUACGUCGUGCCGUGCGAGAUAUCGCCCUUGUACAUCUACGAUCAAAAUGAUAAAAAAGUUGAGUCGCCCGUCCAAGCGUUUAUGUCCCCGAAGUGGGGUGGUGUAGUGUUGUGCAGUCCAGAGUGCGGUGCGGGUGUGUACCGCCCGCGCAGCCAGCUAGUGAUGGGCACGUUUGUGUCGCAACUGAGGAAGUUACUCGGCAUCACUGAGAAGGUUACCAUCGAUGGCGUGCACUUGGUGCCGUUACAUUCUGUGUCACCUCGUGAUUGGGAGGUGGACACGCUGUUGAGAAUUCGCACCCUGGAGCAAGUCAGCUCCGCUGAGAGAAGUUUGAAGUCAUUGGCUAAGCUGCUUGGUGAAAUUUCAAACAUAGUGAUAAAUGAAGACGUGGGUGCAUCCAUCACCACCGCGGUGACGAAUAUCCACGACAGCAGCGAGCUGAUGAUGGCAGGUGAACUGCGAGGGGCGCAUGAGAAGUCGCGGGUUGCCUUCUUGGCUGCAGAAACGGCAUUUAUGGAGCCAAGUCUCCUGGCGCUGUUGUACUUCCCUGACGAUCAGAAAUACGCCAUUUACAUUCCGCUGUUCCUGCCGAUAAUGUUCCCAGUGAUUCUCUCACUCAAGAACCUCGUAUUGUGGCUAAAAGGUGCCUCUCCUAAGGAGAAACUAGACUGAUUGUCAACUAUUUAAUUAACACGCCAAAGUUAACUAUAGGCUGAGAAGUAUUUAAAUGUUAUACUUUUAAAUUAUACCUUUUUCAUUCCA
Leptidea sinapis is the source of this 1804-nucleotide messenger RNA. RefSeq names its product GPI transamidase component PIG-S (gene PIG-S). Gene Ontology annotation, cellular component: GPI-anchor transamidase complex. Lineage: Eukaryota; Metazoa; Arthropoda; Insecta; Lepidoptera; Pieridae. Gene Ontology annotation, biological process: attachment of GPI anchor to protein. The transcript has 11 exons. Bases 137 to 1714 code for a protein of 525 amino acids. The record is from RefSeq and is a predicted model, not a curated record.